Anolis carolinensis (green anole) is the source of this 5715-nucleotide messenger RNA. RefSeq lists its product as uncharacterized. Bases 336 to 1688 code for a protein of 450 amino acids. The record is from RefSeq and is a predicted model, not a curated record. The transcript is spliced from 3 exons. NCBI's taxonomy places the organism in Eukaryota, Metazoa, Chordata, Lepidosauria, Squamata, Anolidae.
UUCCCGCGGGGCUCAUUCUGAGAACAAAAGGAGACCGUCUCUCGCUUUACCCUAUUUAGCUGAGUGCGGGGGACAGUGCGCAUGCGCAGCUGAUUGGAUCCAGAAAUCAUUUAUUCCAGCCCUUUAAACAAUUUCUUUCUUAAUUUUUUUAGAAGGAGAAAGACAUUGAUCAUGCUGCGAGCGUCCAGCGACUGAGAAAACAGCAAAUAUUUUUCAAAUAGCAAAUAAUUUGAUUUUUUUUCUUAUUUCCCCCCCUGUUUCCCUUGUUUUUUGCCCUUUUCUCAAUGCCCUAGCCCUCUCUGGAAGCAGAUCUCCCCAGUGGCUGUCAUAAAAGCAUGGAUCCCACCCAGAAGGAGGCUGCUAUCUUGUGUGUUGUUCAAUCGGGGGCAUUAAUGAUGGAGUAUCUCAGGGCCAGUGGUGAGGCAUCCUCGGCCGCAGCUUCUCGACGCCGGUGGGCAUUCCUCCAUUCGCUGGGCCAGCGAGGAUGCGAGGAAGAUGAAGAGGAGGAGGAAGAGGAGGAGGAGGAAGAAGAAGAAGAAGAAGUGGAAGAGGUGGUUUUGCUCUCCCGGCAGCCUUCCACCGCUGGGCUUCGUCGAGGCGGCCGCCUCCGUUCGGUGGAGCGGCGCUUCUGGGCCCGGCCCCGGAGCACCGAAUGGUGGGACCGCACCGUUUUGGAAACCUGGGACGACGCUCACUGGCUGCAGAACUUCCGCAUGCGCAAGGCCACCUUCCUGGAGCUCUGUGCCCGGCUCUCCCCGGCCUUGCAGCGCCAGAAGACGAGGAUGCGUGUCCCGCUGAGCGUGGAGAAACGGGUGGCCAUCGCCCUCUGGAAGCUGGCCACCUCGGUGUGCUACCGCGAUGUGGGCAACCAAUUUGGUGUGGGCCGCUCCACCGCCGGUUCAGUGGUGCUGGAGGUGUGCCGUGCCAUCCAGAGGGUCCUGAUGCGUGCCACGGUGACAGUGGGCGGCAACCUGGCUGAGAUCUUGCGCGGCUUCCAAGAGAUGGGCUUCCCCAAUUGUGCCGGGGUGGUGGGCACCACCCACAUGCCCAUCCUGUGCCCGCCGCACCAGGCGGCCGAAUACGUCAACAGCAAGGGCUACUACUCCAUGGCUUUGCAAGCUUUGGUCGACCACCGGGGAAAGUUCACCCACCUCAGCGCCGGCUGGCCGGGGAAGACACACGAAGCCAAGAUCUUCAACAAGUCCACCUUGUUCACCAAAGGCCAAGAAGGCACGCUCUUCACCCCGGGAGCAGUUGACAUCAAUGGGGUGUCCGUGCCCAGGGUCAUCUUAGGUGGACCAGCAUACCCUCUGCUUCCAUGGCUGAUGGUGCCUUACACAGAGGAGCUGGACGGCGCCAAGGAAACCUUCAACGCCACCUUGAGCCGGUGCCAGGAGCCCUUGGAGGAGGCCUUCAGCCGGCUCAAGGGACGGUGGCGCUGCCUGACGGGGCGCAACGACUGCGCGGUGGAGAACCUGCCCCGGCUCAUCUCGGCCUGCUGCGUCCUCCAUAACAUCUGCGAGGAGAAAGGGGAGGCCUACGAGGAGGCCUGGGAGGCCGAGGCCAAGCAGCUGGCCUCUACCUUCGAGCAGCCCCUCCAGCGCCCGGACGCACGCAUCAAGCCGGCCGCACGGUCCGAGAGGGUCAGGGAGACUCUGUGUGCCUACAUCGCUGGUGGCAGCGCAUGAGAAAGGAAGCAAGAGGAGAAGAAGAAGACAUCUUCUCUCCAAUGGAAGAGGUGGACAUCUCACCUUCCAAUGCAAGGUGCAUCUAAACCAGGCAUGGCAAACUUGGGCCCUCCAGGUGUUUUGGACUUCAACUCCCACAAUUCCUAACAACCGAUAAACUCAGUUGCUGUGAGUUUUCCAGGCUGUAGGGCCAUGUUCCAGAAACAUUCUCUCCUCACGUUUCACCCACAUUUAGGGCAGGCAUCCUCAGAGAUUGUGUGGCCUGUUGGAAACUAGGCAAGGGAGAUUUACUGUAUAUAGUAUAGAUUUACUGUAUAUACUCGAGUGUAUAAGCCUAGUUUUUCAGCCCUUUUUUAGGACUGAAAAAGCUCCCCUCGUCUUAUACUUGAUUGAGGGUCCUGGCCGGCUUCUAUUCAGGUCAGUUUAUACAGUAGAGUCUCACUUAUCCAAGCCUCCCUUAUCCAAGCCUCUGGAUUAUCCAAGCCAUUUUUGUAGUCAAUGUUUUCAAUAUAUCGUGAUAUUUUGGUGCUAAAUUCGUAAAUACAGUAAUUACAAUAUAACAUUACUGUGUACUGAACUACUUUUUCUGUCAAAUUUGUUGUAUAACAUGAUGUUUUGGUGCUUAAUUUGUAAAAUCAUAACCUAAUUUGAUGUUUAAUAGGCUUCUCCUUAAUCCCUCCUUAUUAUCCAAGAUAUUCGCUUAUUCGGGCUUCUGCCGGUCCGUUUAGCUUGGAUAAGUGAGACUCUACUGUACUUGAGUAUAUAGGUAUUCAGAGUUGGACAGUCUUAUCUUAUUAAAGUCUUAUUAUUAUCUUAAAUUACAGUUUUAUAUAAAUAUUCAAAAACAUUUAACCUACCAAUGCCUCAAAUAAUGCAAUUUUAUUAAUAUCUAUUUUUAUUUUUGAAAUUGACCCAUAGCUGCUGCAUUUCCCACCCUCGUCUUAUACUCGAGUCGAUAAGUUUUCCCAGUUUUUUGUCACAGUAAUUCGCAGCGUAGCAGCAGUUGUAUGUUGUUAAUGGAGCGCAGAAACGAAGAGACGUCAGAAACGAUGUUAAAAAUAUAUACAAAACUUUAUUUUACAAGACAAACAGAAUUGCAGACGAACACAGGCUUGGCUUUCACUCUAGGCAGACACAAACUCAGAACAGAGCAAGAUCUCAACUAACGCAAUCAGUAAUGUACAAACACACUUGAGUCUGGAUACUCCCCAGACACAUCAAGGUAACACAUCUUCUCAGUCAUUAACUCUUUACAGACUGUAGCAUACUCUGGAUGAUGCAACCUGCAUGCAAUACAUGCCAGACACAAAUUUCAUUUAAACACUACUAAUACACAAAUCCCACAUUAACAAUUUUGUGGUAAAAUUAGGUGCCUCGGCUUAUAUUCGUGUCAGCUUAUACUCGAGUGUAUAUGGUAAAUAUCUGUUGAAUAAUGUCCUGGGUGGGAGAAAGGACUCUUGUCUUCUUGAGACAAGUGUGAAUGUUUCCAUUGGCCACCUUGAUUAGCAUUGAAUAGCCCUGCAGAUUCAAAGCAUGGCUGCUAGCUGCCUGGGGGAAUCCUUUGUUGGGAGGUGUUCGCUGGCCCUGAUUGUUUCUUGACUAGAAUACUCCAGUUUUUGAAUGUUUUUUUUAAUUUAGUAUCCUGAUAUAAGUGAUUUUUAAUACUGGUAGCCAGAUUUUGUUCAUGUUCAUGGUUUCCUCCUUUAUGUUGAAAUUGUCCACAUGGUGGUUGCGAGCAUUUCUGGUUCAGCAUUUCUGUGUUCUCAAAUUAUAUUCUGUGUCCAGGUUGGUUCAUCAAGAGCUCUGCUAUGGAUGGCUUCUCUGGUUGGAUUAGUCUUUCAUGUUCCUUGAUUCGAGUUUGGGCAAUGCUGCUGAGUUUGGUGGUCCCUAUGUAGACUGCAUGGUAUACAUUAGACUCCUGCAGAGGUGAGAGGAUCCGGUAGGCUGUUAGAAAUUGUGGGAGUUGCAGUCCAAAACACCUGGAGGGCCGAAGUUGGCCCAUGCCUGCCCUAAAAGACAUGGAAAGCAACUGACAUGGCUAAUUGAGGAAUUGACCUUUUUUAUUAACCAUCUUAUCGGGCGGAAUCCAGAACCAAGUCUGCCCUCGAUGAUUAAUCAUCUAAGAAAAAAAAAGAACCUUUUUCACUGUUUUUCUAAGUUUGGAGUCACCAAUGGUGGCCAUAUUUUUAAAGACCCUAUGGAAACGGUGCUAGACAAAACGGUUGUAUAGGUAUAGUGUGCUUUAUCCGAAAGGCUUCUAUUUCGGUUUUUAUAAUACUCAGAAUUGGGAUUUUAUAAUACAUCCAUGUAGGUAAUGUGGUAUCUACAAAUUAGGCCCAGGUUUGCCCAUGCCUGAUCUACACUAUAGAAUGAAUGCAAUUUGGCACCACUUUAGUUGCCAGGGCUCAAUGCUACAGAGUCAUGGGAAUCGUAAUUUGAUGAGGCACCAGCCUUAUUGGGCAGAGAAGGCUCAAGACCUGGCAAAACUACAACUCCAAAGUUUUCGUUGCCUUGAGCCACAGCAGUUAAAGUGUUAUCAAGCUGCAUUCAUUCUACAGUGUAGAUGCACCCUAACGCCAAGGGUUUAUAAACGGGAUUGGCCAAUGCCGAGCAAACCAAAGUCAAAAACAAUAGUGUAAAUUUGGACUUUUGGAGUUUUUUUUAGUUUCAAUGUGUGAUGCAAGGGGAAGAGAAAUAGGACAGAAAGAUAGAAAUAAUAUGUCUUUAUUUGUACUUUUGUGGUGUAAUGUUAAUGCAGCCACUCUUGUGGCUUCUUUUAGAAUAGCCUGGGAAACUUCAAAUGACUUGGUGUUUUAGGGUUCCCCUAUGUUGUAUCUACACUGUCAAAUUAAUGCAGUUUGGCACCACUUUAACUGCCAUGGUUCAAUGCUAUGUGAUCCUGGAGUUGUAGUUUGAUGAUGUUAGGAUUUUCUGUCUGUUAAGGGAAACUACCCAAACAAAAAUACAAAAGAGCGUCCAAAAAUAACCCAACGGGAUACUUAUGGUUGAGCAUUCAGCUCACAGCAAGCAGAGCUUGAAGUGCCAUGUGGCUGUAAAGAAUGUAGAACUUAGGAGGCAAACAUGCAGAGUUCUGUCUUCAUAAUUACAAAAGGUUUAUUUACAAAAACAAUAUCAACAUUUUUUAAUUGUAAAGAACUGGGUCCUAACUAUAACUCUAUCUCUUCUAGGGUUCAUAAGAGAGGGGGGAAACUCCAAGACUCUACAUCUCUCCUGAUACACAAGCAGAGAGAGAUCUCAAUACACACUAUUCCUCAUUGAGGACUUCAGACUUGGGCAGUGUGGGGUUGAACUCCAACAGAUGAAUCAUCAGCACUUUUUGGCAGAGAAGGCUGAAGAUCUUGUAAAACUACAACUCCCAUGAGUCCAUAGCCUUGAGCCAAGGCAGUUCAAACUGCAUUAAUUCAACAGUGUAGAUCAGGCAUGGGCAAACUUCGGCCCCUCCAGGUGUUUUGGACUACAACUCCCACAAUUCCUAACAGCCUACUGGCUGUUAGGAAUUGUGGGAGUUGUAGUCCAAAACACCUGGAGGGCCGAAGUUUGCCCAUGCCUGGUGUAGAUGCACCUCUGCUCUUUCAAAAUAUGUAGAGGAAACCAACAUUAAAUGGAUAAUGGUUGUAAAGAAUGAGUUCUUACACAGGUUUUCAAUGGACAGGUGUAUUUUUUAUUGAAUUGUGCACGCAAACCUGAUCACGUUUUAGUCCCAUUGAAAGCAAUAUAACCCUGAAACCAUGAAGGGUGCACUAUUGGCUUCAUUGGGAUUAAAACAUCCAGAAAAAGGAUCCCUCCUGUAGAGUUGAAAGAAAGUUAAUACUUGGCAACACCAAGGAAAAUAAAGAAUAAAAUAGUUACAAAUACAAGCUGUAACUAAAAUUUAAUAAUAAUAAUAACAUGAUAACAUCUGAAAGCCUGGACAAACGGUGUAAAAGACAAAAGACUUUACUCUUUAUUUGUAUAUGUUCGCAAAUAUGCCAGUAUAGAAAUUAAAGUGUACUAUUUCUCACCCGUC